Molecule: messenger RNA, 512 nt
Organism: Vidua macroura (Pin-tailed whydah)
Lineage: Eukaryota; Metazoa; Chordata; Aves; Passeriformes; Viduidae
Product: lymphotactin-like
Biological process (GO): neutrophil chemotaxis; immune response; positive regulation of GTPase activity
Cellular component (GO): extracellular region
Molecular function (GO): CCR chemokine receptor binding; chemokine activity
Source: RefSeq, a predicted model, not a curated record
GCCUUCUCAGGGGGACUAGUGAAGGACUGGUGGGGGACAGGACGUGGUUCUGUCACCAGAAAAAGUACUACUACUUAAAUUUUCCACUGACAGUCAGGUCCUCCAUGACACCAUAGAAAAGGAAAAGAAGAACUGACCACUGAAUGACAAUAUAUAAACCCAGAGAGAGGGGGCUGACAGUAGACACUUUCUGCUCUGCCUUGACACAGAAGCCAGCAAUGAAGCUCCACACCGCAGCAAUCCUGCUCCUCUUCUGGCUUGGUGUCUUCACCGUGCACACUGUCAAAGGGAGUUCUAGCAGUGAGGUCAUGCGCAAAUUCAAGUGUGUAAAUCUCUCUACAAGGCAGUUGAACAUCCGAAAUCUUGUGAACUACGAAAAGCAACAAGUACCAACAGAUGCCAUCAUGUUUCUUACUGCAGGAGGUAUCAGGAUCUGUGUAAGACCUAAUCAGAAAUGGGUGCAGGCUGCUAUAAAGAGAAUAGAUGAAAGACAGGCUGCCAAACGCAAAUAA